This is a messenger RNA of Ceraceosorus bombacis, 425 nucleotides long. The record is from the annotation of a GenBank genome assembly. NCBI's taxonomy places the organism in Eukaryota, Fungi, Basidiomycota, Exobasidiomycetes, Ceraceosorales, Ceraceosoraceae.
AUGGCCGGAGAGGUCAAGUGUCCUACCCCAAGCCCUAAGGGCAAGUGGAUAUGUAAGCCGUCGCGGUCGCUUUCCUCGACGCUGAAAUUUGCUGACAAGUGGCUCAUUGUGCUUAUAACAGGGCUCGCAGGUCAGGGAAGCUCGACUAUCGCUGAGGCCAUCGCUGCGUGGAGCUACUGGUGCGGGCAGGUAGGUGGCGAAGCGGAUGUUCACGUCAGCUGGGGCAGCCGCACUUACCUCAAUUGCGUGGUGAAAUCUGGGCGAGUUCUUCUGUCGAGCUCCGAGAGCCAAUGGCCGUGCCCACUGACCAUGCCUCUCUCAACCACUUCAGUGAGACCAUCACCAAAGAUCUCAGCUGCGACUGCAUCAAGCAGUGCAUCGCUAUCUCAGGACCCAACGAGUGGGACUUCCGAAGGACUUGGUGA